AUGGCCUUUGAACCAACCAAAGAUGAGAAUGGAAAAACCAAGGUUAAAGAUUUUUCGGAUUGGAAUGCUGAUGAAAAUAAAAGAGCUCACUAUCAUGUUAGAGCCAAGAACAUCAUUUCUUCUGCACUUACUAUUUAUAAUUUUUAUAGAAUUUCCAUGUGUGCAACAACCAAGGAAAUGUGGGAUAUCUUGGAAGUAGCUCAUGAAGGCACCAAUGAAGUCAAGAGAGCAAGGAAGAAUUUUUUGAUCCAACAGUACGAAAUGUUCAGGAUGAAAAGUGAUGAGACAAUAUAUGAUGUGCAAAAGAGGUUCACUCACAUUGUAAACCACAUUCUUGCUCUUGGGAAGACAUUUGACAAAGAAGAGAUAAAUAUCAAGAUUUUGAAAAGUUUGAAUAGGAGUUGGUAG
Vigna angularis (adzuki bean) is the source of this 408-nucleotide messenger RNA. RefSeq lists its product as uncharacterized. The record is from RefSeq and is a predicted model, not a curated record. Bases 1 to 408 code for a protein of 135 amino acids. NCBI's taxonomy places the organism in Eukaryota, Viridiplantae, Streptophyta, Magnoliopsida, Fabales, Fabaceae. The transcript has a single exon.